UGGGGCCCCCGGGCAAUAGGGGAUCAUGGGGCCCCUGUGUCCUUGCCGACACUCAAAAAAGCCUAUAAAAAAGGUACCAGGGGCACUUCAUGGGGCCCCCUACUGAUCCCGGGCCCUCGGGCAAAUAGCUCUCAGCAGCACCAGACCCAGAAGCAAGUAGAGAUCACUAAAGUAGUGAAGUAUAGGCAGGGGCGGAUUGACAACUCAUGGGGCCCCCGGCAAUACGGGGUCAUGGGGACCCUGUGUCCUUGCCCACACUCAAACCACACCCAAAAAAGCCUAUUAAAGGUACCAGGGACAUCUCAUGGGGCCCCCUAUUGACCCCAGGCCCUCGGGCAGUGCCCGAGUUACACAAUGGUCAGUCUA
Staurois parvus is the source of this 366-nucleotide messenger RNA. Lineage: Eukaryota; Metazoa; Chordata; Amphibia; Anura; Ranidae. The record is from the annotation of a GenBank genome assembly.